AUGGCCUCCGGGUCCCAAAGUUACCCUCAAUUCGAAUCAAUUAAAUCGAUUAAAUUGUUUCACGUUUUCCAAGACUCGAUAGGAUAUAACAUAUUAGUGGUGACCGACAAAGACCUCGUCUACGGCUUGGGAUCCAAUUCCUGGGGAUCUCUCGGUUUGGGACACGAACUGGUUGUCAAUACCGCGACUAUUAUACCGGAAUUGUGUGACAAGAAUAUUGUGCAAUUCUGUACGGGAUACGACAUUUCUAUGGCUAUAAACUCCAGCGGACAGGUGUAUGAGUGGAAGGAAUGGGUGCUCUAUAAACCCUAUAAACCCACCAAAGUGUUCGGUUUAGAAGACCAACAAGUCUGUCAAAUAUCGUGCGGUUGUGGUCGCUCGUUGGCCCUCACGCGCACCGGUAGUGUCUAUGUGUGGGACCAUAAUAUUUACAGACCCAACAGUACAAGCCCACAACGAUUGCAUUUUUAUGCCAAUGAAUCUAAUGUUGACAAUGAAUAUCACAUAAAAAGUGUGUUUUGCGGACAUUUCUCGAGGUUUGCCAUCACUGAUGAGGGACUGGUGUUUAGUUGGGGUCGAAAUGAAUGCUAUCAAUUGGGCCAUAAGGUAUUAUGUGAUUAUGUAUGGUACGAUUACACGAGCUAUCGAGCACGGUACGCGAGCUAUAGAGAUACCGAUAGCGAUAACCACUAUCAAGAGGGAGUGGUAUUUAAACCUCAAUUGGUAGCUAAUGUGACGGGCAUUAAAUCAAUCGCCACCGGGAGUCGGGCCACGUAUUGGCUGAGAGACGACGGGUUUGUGUAUUUUUGCGGUCAAUAUAACGAUCAAAGCGGUGUUCAAAUCAUGCAAAACGAGCCCAAAUUGUUGGACAACAUCGCCGGCUGUCAGGAACUACGGAUGAUUUGGGCGAACGAUGAGCACAAGGCUAUUGCCCUAAUAAACGACAGGGUUGUGGAGAUUGACGGCAUGAAUCGUGUGAAACAAACGGAUUACAAGAAUUUGUUUGAUUAUUGUCUGCACGUGUAUCGAGUGACUCCCGAGACCAUAAUCACUCCAAGCCAAUUACAUUCCGAUUGGACCCCGAUUUCUCAAUACGGGAACUGGGGUGAAUUAGGUACGGGAUCAUUCGGAACCGUAUAUAAAAUGAGAUAUAAAGGCAACCGCAGAGAAUAUGCUAUUAAAAGGAUUCCCAUAACAGGACCAGACAAAACGGACCUAGCUCAGUAUUUGAAGGAAUUAGAGAACUUAAAGCGGGUGCGCUCGCAAUAUUGUGUUCUUUACUUGCAUUCAUUUUAUGAUUUGCAUUACUAUUACAUUGUAAUGGAGUUGUGUUCGGACAGUCUGCAGACAAUUCUCGAUAAAAAACGCGAAGCCUUCGGUCGAGAAUCGGGUCAACCCAUGGGUAUGGUAGAAGCUUACAUCUCGUGCCAAAUAUUCAAAGAGAUCCUAAAAUGUAUGCAAUAUUUGCACGGAUUGACACCACCGGUCACUCACGGGGAUUUAUACCCUGCUAAUAUCCUAACAAGUCGAGGAUUUUAUCUCACUUGCUUUGACAGUCAUUGCAACCGCAGUCAUUUUAAAAUAUGUGACUUCGGGUUGACUACUAUUCGCCAACACAAGUCCGGUAGAUUGGGUAAUCUUGACUACCAGGCCCCAGAGAUUGGCCGUGGUGAGCAUAAUCAUAAAGCGGACCUUUAUUUGAUGUGGAAUUACCAUACCUCACUUAUUACGGCAUGCCGUUAUACCUCGGGAUAUAACGGCAGUCUCAUAAACCUCACUUUACACCGGCAUGCCGGUGGUUGCGCGGGAAUACGUUCACUAUCGUAUUCAUCGGAUAACGAAUUGGUGAACAAAUGCAUGAUAAAUGUAAUGUUCGUAUUGCAAUCCAUGUCGUACUACAACUGGGACCACCCGAAAAACCCCGAAACCCUUCACUGGACAGACAGACGUGAAUGCAGUGAAGUGUUGGAGACUUACAAAGAGUGGACACUUUGCAACAAAUGUCUGCUAUCGGGUUCAUAUGUCGUCGAUGCAAUAGAGUCUGGAAACGUAUAA
Molecule: messenger RNA, 2055 nt
Organism: Oppiella nova
Lineage: Eukaryota; Metazoa; Arthropoda; Arachnida; Sarcoptiformes; Oppiidae
Source: the annotation of a GenBank genome assembly